AUGGCUCCGAUGGGCGCCACGGCCCAAACAGCCUUCCAAGCGAAGCCAACGGCUGCCGAUCCACACCGCUACCAGACUGGCUUCGGCAACAGGUUCGCCUCCGAGGCCAUUCCGAAUGUUCUGCCCAAGGGCCGCAACGUUCCCCAGAAGGUGAAGUACGACCUCUACUCGGAGCAGCUGAACGGCGCCGCCGUCGUCACCGCUCGAGACUCGAUACGGCACGUCUGGAUGUAUCGCUUGCGACCGUCGGCGGCCCAUGGACAGAUGUCACCUUCGGAUGAAAAUCCCCUCAUCGAAUCCUACUUCUCUCGUGCAAAUGACAGAGUUGAAUCUGUCGCCUCCCAGGAGGUCUGGGACCCGCUUCCUUUGCUGGAAGGCGACGACGACGACGAUGACGACGACGAAUCAGGCGGAACCGACUUCGUAUCGGGAAUGCGGACCAUCGGAGGUCAAGGCGAUCCGUCUCUGCGGGAAGGCCUCGCGAUCCACGUAUACUCGGCCAACCGAUCGAUGGCCAACAGCGCCUUUUGCAACAAUGACGGCGACUUCCUCAUCCUACCCCAGCACGGCAGGUUGCAGAUCCAGACGGAGCUCGGCUGGCUCAUGGUUCGGCCCGGCGAGCUCGCGGUGAUCCAGGCCGGCAUCCGAUUCCGCAUCCUGCUUCCCGACGGUCCCGUCCGCGGCUACGUGCAGGAAAUCUUUGGCGCGCACUACCACCUGCCGGAGCUCGGCCCCGUCGGCUCCAACGGCAUGGCGCUCGAGCGCGACUUCGAGUCCCCGGUGGCGAGCUUCGACGUGGACGAGUCUCGGUGGAGGAUGACGUACAAGCUGGCCGGCUCCCUCCACGCAUGCGAGCAGAACCACACGCCAUUCGACGUGGUCGCGUGGCACGGAAACCUCGUGCCGUACAAGUACGACGUCGAGAAGUUUGUCAACAUGGCCAACGCGAACAAGGAUCAGGCGGACCCGACAAUCUACUGCGUGCUCGCGGCCAAGUCCAAGACGGCGGCCGUGUCCAUGACCGACUUUCUCGUCUUCACCAAGAAGUGGAUCACGGCCGAGGACACGUUCCGGCCGCCGUAUUACCACCGUAACAUGAGCACCGAGGUCAUGGGCCUCCUGCGAGGGCAGCACGGCGGUGGCGGCCACAGGCUGACGGGCGGCGGCCUCAGCUACGUCGCGAGCUACAUGCCUCACGGCGAGACGUACGAGACGUGGAAGGAGGCCUCGACGAAGCACCUGCGGAGCAUCGUCAUGGGCGAGGAGACGGUGGCCUUUAUGUUCCACAUCAGCGUGCCGCUCUACCUGACCAAAUGGGCCUUGCGAGGGGACGGCGGCAGGCUCCGGCAAAAAAGGUUGCCCGAGCAGUGGGACGGCAUGAAGGCGCAUUUCCUCGAUCAUCUGGACGAAGUCGAGGCCGACCUGCAAGCCGCGGGGCUGCCGACGCUGGCAGACGGCAUGAAGCGAUAG
Molecule: messenger RNA, 1470 nt
Organism: Drechmeria coniospora
Lineage: Eukaryota; Fungi; Ascomycota; Sordariomycetes; Hypocreales; Ophiocordycipitaceae
Product: Homogentisate 1,2-dioxygenase
Exons: 2
Coding region: 1-1470 (489 amino acids)
Biological process (GO): L-phenylalanine catabolic process
Cellular component (GO): cytoplasm
Molecular function (GO): homogentisate 1,2-dioxygenase activity
Source: RefSeq, a predicted model, not a curated record